Messenger RNA from Diceros bicornis minor, 3315 nucleotides. RefSeq names its product vesicle associated membrane protein 1 (gene VAMP1). Gene Ontology annotation, biological process: SNARE complex assembly; vesicle fusion; vesicle-mediated transport. The transcript is spliced from 5 exons. The coding region runs from base 130 to 522 and encodes 130 amino acids. The record is from RefSeq and is a predicted model, not a curated record. Gene Ontology annotation, cellular component: SNARE complex; plasma membrane. NCBI's taxonomy places the organism in Eukaryota, Metazoa, Chordata, Mammalia, Perissodactyla, Rhinocerotidae. Gene Ontology annotation, molecular function: syntaxin binding; SNAP receptor activity.
UGGGACUCGCGGUGGUUGGUGUUGUGCGUGGUUCGGCAGUUCCGUCGACUUCCGCCGCAGCGCUCCCCUCCGCCAGGUGUCUCGCCGCAGCCUCGGGAGAGGAGACGGACCCCUUCUCCCUCUGUCGAAAUGUCUGCUCCAGCUCAGCCACCCACCGAAGGGGCAGAAGAGACUGCCCCAGGUGGGGGUCCCCCUGGCUCUCCUCCUAAUGUGACCAGUAACAGACGACUACAGCAAACCCAGGCACAAGUGGAAGAGGUGGUGGACAUCAUGCGUGUGAAUGUGGACAAAGUCCUGAAGAGGGACGAGAUACUGUCAGAGCUGGAUGACCGAGCUGACGCCUUGCAGGUGGGAGCAUCAAUAUUUGAGAGCAGUGCUGCCAAGCUAAAGAGGAAAUAUUGGUGGAAAAACUGCAAGAUGAUGAUCAUGCUGGGAGCUAUCUGUGCCAUCGUCGUGGUAGUUAUUGUAAGACCUCCAUCCUCAGAGAAUUGGCUUUUUAUCUUCAUGGCUGUUUCUUCAUGAUAGCAAGAUGGCUGCCAUAGCUCAGGCCUCAUGUCUUCACAUAAACAUCCCCCCAAAAAGAAAGAAUGGACAAAGAAAAUCAAAAACUUUCUUCUAAUGGUGCUUUUUGUCCUGGGAAGGAAAACUUCCCUGUAUAUGUCGUUGGCCAGAAGUGGAUCCCACGCCCAUCCUAGACCAAUUCCUGGCAAAGAGGAAUGGGUUACUGGCCCCUGGGAUUGGGGUAGGGGCCUCCCCUCCUGAUAUCACAGAGUCUCUGUCCUAGUACAGAAAUGGGGUUCUUUUUUUUUUUUUAAAGUAUUUUAUUUAUUUAUUUAUUUAUUUUCCCCCAAAGCCCCAGUAGAUAGUUUUAUGUCAUAGCUGCACAUCCUUCUAGUUGCUGUAUGUGGGACGCGGCCUCAGCAUGGCCGGAGAAGCGGUGCGUUGGUGCGCGCCUGGGAUCCGAACCCGGGCCGCCAGCAGCGGAGCGCGUGCACUUAACCGCUAAGCCACAGGGCCGGCCCAGAAAUGGAGUUCUAUUCCCAUGAAAGGUGCAGAAGUCUGGUGGGUAGGUGGCAGAAAGUGUCCAUCACAGCUGUCAAUGUGAACUGCUUCAUCUUUUGAAAAGAGAAAUUCUUAAUUACCCCAGACUACAUACUCCUACAUCUCCCACUGCUACUCCUCUAUGCCCAUCUCUCUCAUGGACUGCUGCCUUAGCCUCCCCGCUGUCCUCCCGGCACCCAUGUGGAAAUUGGUUGGACUCAGUAUUGGCUUUCUCCUCCACGUGCUAUAGGAGUGGAGUUCUCAAAAAUAUAUGAAAGACUAGCUGGAUGUGGACUUAAUUAUCCCGUUAUUAACUACUAUUGUGUCUGGUUCCAUCUUUUGAAGACAACAGUCAAGAGGCUGUCUUCAUUGAUUUUCCAUCAACUUUCAUUCGAGACAGGAGCUCCUCUCCAUAUAAAUUGUGCUCUGUUGAUGUGUCUUGGAGCGUGUGUUAACUCAACAGUGGCAAAUAAGCCUGCGCAGAGUGCUGGGGUGAUGUGUCCUCCAAAACUCAUCUGUUGAAGUCCUGACUCCCAGAACCUCAGAACGUGACUGUAUUUGGAGACAGGGCCUUUAAAGAGAUAAUUAAAGUGAGGUCAUUAGGGUGGGCCCUAAUCCAGUAUGACUGGUGUCCUUGUAGGAAGAGAACAUAGACGCACACGGAGGGAAGGCCACGUGAAGACAGGGAGUAGACAGCCAUCUACAUGCCCAGGAGAGAGGCCUCAGAGGAAACCAACCCUGCCGACACCUUGAUCUCGGACUUCUAGCCUCCAGCACUGUGAGAAAAUAAUUUUGUGUUGUUGAAACCACCUAGCCUGCAGUACUUUGUUACGGCGACCCUAGCAAAUCAGUGCAGGCAGAUACAAUCCUAAAUUUGAAUGGUGUCACAGAGGACUAUGCCUUAGCACCAUUUCUUUAAAAAAUUUUUCUUCCUUUUAUUUUGUCAAAAAAUGUAUAAAAUUUGUUUUUUAUAUUAACACACUGGGACACAUUAAGAAUUCACGUUGUGUGGCUCUGACAUACUGCAAGAGCGGGAGGAUUUAACUCUGUCUACAGAUGCAGCUCACCGUUAUUCACUUCUCAGAAAAGAAAGCUAGAUCUAACCCCUUCACCGUCAACCUUAAAUAACCCAUUGGCUUGGCUGGAUCAGACGACUCCUGGAGUAUGUGUUUUGUCGCCACGUUCUCUGGAUGAGCCCCAGCAACAGACUCCUUAACAUGAGACCCAGAUGGUGGCCUUUUAUGGAAGGAGCAGUCUGCUGGCUGCAGCUCCCCUCACAAUCCUUCAAGCCAAGAUUGUCUCUACCGGGCAGCGUGGGGGCCCAAACGUUUACUAAUAAGAGAGCUUGAGAAGAUUUCAAGUUCUUUUUGGGAAAAAAUAAAAUAAAACAAAAAGAAAUAAAUGAAGCAAAGAUCACGAACGUUCCUUCUGAGUUGAAGGAGGCUGACCCAGAUCCCUUCAUCAACAGAAUGCGAACUCAGCCUCUCACGCUUGAUGUCUAAAGUGCGUAUUUUUCCUUUCAACCAACCUUGCAGAACACUUUUUCACUUUACAUUGUGGCUGGGGGUUUGAGGUUUGACUGAGACUUAGUGCCUGUGGGACAUCCAGGUGAUGAUGAUUUGAGAAAACCAGCCCAGGUGCUGGCCCGGUGGCGUAGUGGUUAAGUUCGUGAGUUCCGCUUUGGCGGCCUGGGGUUUGCUGGUUCGGAUCCUGGGCGCGAACCUACUCACUACUCAUCAAGCCAUGCUGUGGCGUCAUCCCACAUAGAAGAGCUACAACUCUACAACUAUGAUCUACAACUAUGUACUGGGGCUUUGGGGAGAAAAAAGAAAAAGAGGAAGAUUGGCAACAGAUGUUAGCUCAGGGCCAAUCUUCCUCAAAAAGAAAAGAAAAAGAAAACCAGCCCAUUUUACCUGUUUGAAGAAAUUCUGUAAGGGUGUGGCAUGUGAAGUUUUUACCCACGAGGCUUCUAGAGCCAGACUGACUGGGUGCAAAUCCAAACUUUGCCAUUUGCAGCUGAAUUGUGCCUCAGUUUCCUCAUUGUUAAAUGAGAAUAGUAACAGGAGCUCCCUCAUGGGGGUGUCACGAGGAUUACAUCAGUUAACGUUGUGAAGCCUUCAGAACGCCGCCUGGCACGUUGUCGCGAUGGCUGGCUAAUAUUGUUAUUGAAUACAUGAAUGAAUUACGUGUUCCAGCCCCCCAUAGAAAUACCUUCGUGGGAUUAUAUUUUCAUGUUUUGACCUUUGCCUUUGACAUUGCCUCAGUGGAAUAGGG